UUAGAAUACAGGGAUACCUUUGACUCUUUAAUUAAUUCAAAUGAGUCUAUCUCAAACAUAAAUAAAUUUCACUACUUAAGGGCAUCUUUAGAAGGAAACGCGGCAGUUAUGAUUAAAUCUAUUGAGUUUACCUCUCAGAAUUACAAUGUAGCUUGGGAACUUUUGUGCGAACGGUUCGAUAACAAAAAAAUAUUAAUAAAUAAUCACCUAAAGGCAAUAUUUAAUUUCGAACCAAUUGCUCGUGAAUCGCAUAAGGCGCUUAGAUUUAUGAUUGAUCACAUCACAAAAAAUUUACGAUCUCUUCAAAGCCUCGAUUUACCUACAGAUAGCUGGGACAUCUUAAUAAUUUAUUUAAUGUCAACAAAAAUUGAUCCUGUGACUUUAAGAAAGUGGGAAGAGUCAAAGAACAGUCAUACAGACUUACCUACUUUAAAAGAAUUCCUGAAUUUUUUGCGCAAUCGAGCAGAUGUUCUUGAGACGAUGUUAGUUAGCAAAGGUGAACAGAAAACUUCGUUCACAUUUCAUAAAGAACAAAAAAGACAUGAACAUUAUCAUAAAGAUUCACAUCAACAAAAGAGCAAAAGUUUUGUAGCUUCUAGCAAUGAAAAACAUAGCCAGCCAUCAUGCCCGUGUUGUAAUGAUAAACAUCGAAUAGUUGAAUGUAACAAGUUUCAUAAUUUAUCUCCAGAAGGUAGGUCAAACGAAGUCGUAAAACAUAACCUUUGUUCGAACUGCUUACGGAGAGGUCACAAUGCUACUGAGUGUCGACUGAGUGGCACUUGUAGGAUCUGCAAACAAAAACAUAAUACUUUAUUACAUAGAUCGGAUAAUAAUAACGUUAGUAACACAGUCUUAAACUCCUUACCUGUGUCACUAUCAGCACAAACUCCAAGCCAAGUCCUAUUAGGUACAGCCUUAAUUAAAGUUGUCAAUCCUGAAACAAAAAAUACUUACGUUGCUCGUGCCUUACUCGAUGCGGGCAGCCAAUCUUCAUUCAUCACCUCGAACCUGAAACAUAAAAUGGGUUUAGUAGGUAAAAACAUAAAUACAAAUGUAACGGGCAUAAACAAUGCGCCAAUAUUUUUGUCAGAAAGCUGUGAAUUGAGUAUUGAAUCAUUAGUUAACCCGUUCAGUACUUACCUUAAAUGUUUAGUGAUGCCUCAAAUUACCGGUCACAUACCUAACGUUCCUGUAGACGUCACACAGCUUAACUUACCUGAACAUAUACAGCUGGCCGAUCCUAAUUUUUAUCAGCCAUGUGAAGUUGACCUUCUUUUAGGUGCAGAAGUGUUCUAUGAGCUCAUGUCACCUAAACAAAUCAAGUCGAGGCCUGGUAUGCCUAUCCUUCAAGAAUCCAAGUUAGGCUGGAUUGUGGUAGGACCCCUCACUCUUAAUAAUUGUAACCUGAAACAUAAUGGUACUCAAAACAAGAUUCAUUGUAACUUUACAAAAGAAAUUCAUGAAAACUUAACAAAGUUUUGGGCUCUUGAAGAAGUUCAGUCCAUAAAACAGCCUUUAUGUGCUAAUGAUGAGUUCUGUGAACAACAUUUCACGAACACUACUAAGCGUUUAGAUAACGGUAGAUUCUCAGUGCUAAUGCCUCUUUGUGAAGAUCCUGAAACAUCACUCGGUGACUCAUAUAAAAUGGCUGAAAAGCGUUUCAUAAAUCUUGAGAAGAAAUUUAAAAAAUGUCCAGAUCUUAAACAGCAAUAUACAAAUUUCAUUAAAGAGUAUGAGGACCUAGGCCACUUAACAAAAAUUGAAAGGCCUACCUUCGGCUACAUGAUGCCACAUCACGCGGUAAUACGUGAGUCAAGUGAAACUAGCCGUCUUAGAGUCGUGUUUGACGCAUCCGCGAAAUCUAGUUCCAAUAAAUCUUUAAACGACAUUCAAUGCAUAGGUCCAGUUGUACAGGACGACUUAUUCAGUAUAUUAGUUCGGUUUCGUCAACAUAAAUACGUGCUAUCUGGCGACAUCACAAAAAUGUAUCGGCAAAUUAGCAUGGACGAGUCUCAGAGACAUUUGCAACUAAUUUUGUGGCGCGAUGAUGAUUCAAGGCCUCUUGACACUCUACAAUUGAACACAGUAACGUAUGGCACGGCAUCUGCACCUUAUUUAAGCACAAGGUGUCUAGUUCAAUUAGCAAAAGAAUGCCGUGAUCCAGUAAUAUCAGAAGUAAUUCAAAAAGAUUUUUACGUUGAUGACCUCCUCACCGGAGCUUCAACUGAACAUGAGUUAGCCCAUAUACAUAAGAAUGUAACUGAAACAUUAGCCUCUGCUUGUUUUCCUAUUCGUAAAUUUAGAACCAAUUGUCCUCAAAUAUUUUCUCAAGAAACAGAAACUGAGGCUCUUAAUUUAAACAAAGAAUCAAGUGUGUUAGGAAUUACUUGGGCACCUAACACAGAUACAUUAAAAUUCUCAAUAAACAUAAACACAGACACUACACAAACAACGAAACGAAAUAUUUUGUCUAACACGUGCAAAAUUUUCGAUCCACUUGGCCUUCUGAGCGCUAGUACAAUCACAUUAAAAAUACUUCUUCAGACUUUAUGGCAAUUAAAGCUAGAGUGGGACACCCCUGUUCCCAAAAAUAUUGAAAAAACAUGGAAAAACUUAAUAUCCCAAUUAAAUAUUCUACUUACAGUGUCAGUUCCGAGGUUCACGCUAUGCACUUCUCCUGUCGUCACAGAACUUCAUUGCUUUGUGGACGCUUCCCAAAAUGCUUAUGCUGCCUGCGUAUACCUCCGAACCGUCAAUGAUUGCAACACAGUAACAAUUAGCCUACUAUGUUCUAAAACUAGGGUUUCACCUUUGAAAACCGUCACAAUACCUCGUCUUGAGCUGUGUGCUGCUCUCCUAGGAGCGCGUCUGGUAGCGAGAGUAAGUGAGGCACUUCGUUGUCAAAUUAACAAAAAGAUUUUCUGUUCUGAUUCAACGAUCACUAUAGGCUGGAUAAGAACGCAACCUAAAGUCUUGAAAGCGUUUGUCUGUAAUCGUAUACAUGAAAUACACGAACUGACUGACCGUGAUUCAUGGAGGCAUGUGCCGACGGAACAUAAUCCUGCGGACCUAGCCUCAAGGGGUGUAAAACCAAGUGUUUUAGUUAGCUCAUCAUUGUGGUGGCGAGGUCCUUCCUUUCUUUCAGAAGCGGAGUCAGAAUGGCCUCAAACACCUAACAUAAAGAUAGAUUUACCAGAGUUAAAAGUCAAUCAUAUUCGUAAUAAACAAAUGACAGACAAUGUUAUAAAUUUUGAAAAAUAUUCGAAUGCGUUAAAACUUAAAAGAGUGUAUGCUUACGUGUUUCGGUUCAUAAAAAAUUGUAAAACAAAAGCCAGAAACACUGAGCCAUUAAAUAAUCAUGAACUUAAUGAGUCUUUAAUGUUUCUCGUUAAAAUGUCACAAAAGGAAUCCUUUUCAUCUGAAAUUGAAGUAUUGACUAAAGGUAACUCACUUAAACAUAAAUCUCGUAUUUUACAGUUAUCUCCAUUCCUCGAUGCGAACGGCGUUUUAAGAGUAGGUGGUCGGUUGGAGAAUGCUUCUCUAAAUUACGAACAAAAACAUCCAGCCCUUUUGGAUAGUAAGCAUCAUUACACUAAAAUGCUUAUGGCAGCCGAGCACCUACGACUCUUCCACGCUGGCCCGCAAUUACUCCUUAGUUCAUUUAGGGAACAAUUUUGGCCCCUAGCCGGGAGAAAUUUAGCAAGAAGUACAGUUCGUAAAUGCAUAACAUGUACAAGAUUGAAAGGUAAGACUUUAGAGCCGUUUCUCGGUAACUUACCUUCCAAUAGAGUAUCUCAAUGCUUUCCCUUUCAAAUAUGUGGCACUGAUUUCGCUGGCCUUUUCAUGAUUUCAAGUAAAAAAGGUCGUGGCAAUAAAAUCUCAAAAUGUUACUUAUGUAUAUUCGUUUGUUUCGCAACAAAGGCCUUACAUCUUGAAAUAGUCAGCGAUCUCACUACACAAGCCCUGAUAAUGUGCUUGAAACGCUUCAUCUCCAGGAGAGGAAAACCGAUUAUUCUUAAUUGUGAUAAUGGAAAGAAUUAUGUGGGUGCAAACAAUGAAUUGGGCAAAGUCCUGCGAUCGAGUCUUCGUUCUAUAAAAGAAUUUACCGCUAAUGAGGGCAUUCAAUUCAAAUUUAUACCCCCUUACAGCCCCACGUUCGGUGGACUCUGGGAAGCAGGCGUAAAAAGUGCCAAGCACCAUCUUAAGCGCAUAAUAGGAAAUGCUAGUCUUACAUUCGAGGAGUUGAGUACGCUUUUUACCCAAAUUGAAGCGAUCCUCAACUCCCGACCCCUAAUUCCUUUAUCUCCUGACCCCAACGAUCUUUCUCCUUUGACCCCAGGGCACUUCCUCAUCGGGCGGCCGCUGACGUCACUACCAGAACCACCCUGCGAGAACAUGAAGAUACGCACUAGAUAUCAGCUGAUUGAGCAAUAUCGACAAAGCUUCUGGAGUCGCUGGUCAAAGGAAUAUUUGGCAGAAACCCAACAAAGAAACAAAUGUCGCCUUAAACAUGAAAACUUGAAACCUGGAGACAUGGUCGUCUUCAAGGAAUUGAAUCUCCCGCCUAUGAAGUGGAAAUCAGCCAGAGUACAGCACAUGUAUCCUGGAUCAGACGGAGUGUGCAGAGUGGCAGACUUCAUAACCUACCGUGGCGUUGAACGGAGGGCCCUCAACAAAGUAUGUCCCUUACCCGUGACUGCAGAUGACGAGGAUGAUGCAGAGACAUUGAAAGAGAUCUCUACCAGCUCCUUUCAAGGGGGGCAGAAUGUUAACGCCGACGGCAACAUCCUGUAGCUGACCAGAGGUGCGGCAGCGGAGCGCGGGGAGGGCCCUGCGCCCGCGCCCCGCCACUCACACGCAAGCACCGGCAGAACCGAUCGUAGCCACCGCGCAAGCAAGACGCGUACUUAAUUACCUGCCUAACUACUCAAAAAUACGACUGUAACUUUAAUCAAUAAUAUAAAGUUUAAAAGGUGCAUAAAA
This is a messenger RNA of Plutella xylostella (diamondback moth), 4983 nucleotides long. The record is from RefSeq and is a predicted model, not a curated record. NCBI's taxonomy places the organism in Eukaryota, Metazoa, Arthropoda, Insecta, Lepidoptera, Plutellidae.